Messenger RNA from Nothoprocta perdicaria, 2203 nucleotides. Its product is annotated as transmembrane protein 136-like. Gene Ontology annotation, cellular component: membrane. Lineage: Eukaryota; Metazoa; Chordata; Aves; Tinamiformes; Tinamidae. The coding region runs from base 236 to 973 and encodes 245 amino acids. The transcript is spliced from 2 exons. The record is from RefSeq and is a predicted model, not a curated record.
UUUAGUAUCUAAGAGUCUGGAAGAGACAUUGGGACUUCUGGAAGUAGUUUUUCACCUGUUCCUGUGUUACAAUAGUGGAUGUCUUUGAAUAACAUCGUCAGGAGCAAGGAACGCAGGAAAUAGUGAUGAGCACUGUACUGGGAUCGUUACUGGUGAAAUGUUCUACUGGGUUGCACAAACAAUGCCAAAUGCCUAGACUUUCUGAUCCUUUUCUUCCUUUGAUUCCUGGAUCAGGAUGCCGUUUCCUCUGCCUCUGCGUGUAGCCUGCAGCCUGCUUGCUUGGCUGUGUCUCUACGCUUGGUUCUGCCAUCGCUACAAGCACCGGAAUUACGAAUGGAGCUGCAGGCUGGUCACCUUGACCCACGGCAUCCUCGCUACCUGCCUCUCUGCUUACAUUGGCUUUAUUGAUGGUCCCUGGCCUUUAACUCAUGCAGGAUCGCCAAACACAACUCUUCAGGUGCAUGGGCUGUGCCUAAGCUUGGGCUACUUCCUCUUCGACCUCUGUUGGUGUGUGUACUUCCAGACGGAGGGUGCCCUGAUGCUGGCCCACCAUCUGGUGAGCAUCUUGGGCAUCACAGCAUCACUGGCGCUCGGCGAGUCGGCCGCUGAGGUCAACGCCGUCAUCUUUGGCAGUGAGAUCACUAACCCGCUCUUGCAGGCCCGCUGGUUCCUGAGGGAGAUGGGCUGUUACCACAGCCUCACAGGCGACCUCGUGGAUUUCUUCUUCGUGGUUCUCUUCACAGGGGUGCGGAUUGGAGUGGGGGCCUGGCUGAUGUACUGUGAACUGGCCUCUCCCAAACCCAGGUGGUACAUUAAGUUGGGUGGCGUGAUCAUGUAUGCUGUCUCCUGGGUUUUCAUGGUCAGCAUCUGUCGCUUCGCUAGGAGGAAGAGCAUGAACAAGUACCACGCUUGGAGGAGUCGUAGGAGUGAAGAGUUCUACUUGAAGACCAAUGGACAUUUGAAAAAUCACUGAGUGGAUGCUGAGCACAACCUUCCUCGAGUUCAUAAUCUGGCAAGAGGGGGAUCAUGCUUGAAAUGCCMCUGUAGGGAAAGGAGCCAACGCACAUUAGCGGUUCUGGGAGCCAAUUUUUUCUACGGCCUAACUCCAUUGAAAUCUAUGGAGCUUUGCCAUGGAUUCAUAGUAUCUGCAGUGCUUGGCCUGGCAGAGACAGGCUCUGAGUGUACAUAAAUAUAAACUAAGUGAUAUUAGUGAAAGAAGGGCUAAUUUUACAGACUAAACAGAACUAGGUCAACAGUGCAGGUGUAAAUAGCAGCGUUAGUAGUUAACUCCUUCAGCACUAGUACAGUUUUGAAGGAGAGGAGGAAAUAACACUAAGUCUUGAUGUUCAGUGUUGGGUGCAGUCUGGAGUGGCUGUGUUUAUACUCUUAGGAAGAAACAUGUUUUAGUGUUUCAUGUGAUGUGGGCAGAUGUAGCAGUUGGGAUUGCUGUCUCUUCCACCAAUUUGUUCUGUGACCUUGGUCAAGUCACUCCAACUCUGUGCCUAAUUUCCCCAUAUGUGAAUUUGGGGUGAUGGACCUGAUACAUCUGUGCUAUGCACUUUCAGACCUUUACUUGAGAGGUGCUGUUUUAAUGCAAAGUCAUGGUGGUCAUCUGCACUUUGUUUGUUAUCCCUACCUUUCUUUUGGGAGAAAUAAUUUUGGUGGUUGAGUUAGAAUGUGAUUUAAGAAAGGACAGUAUUUUAGGUAGGCCUUUAUUUGCUAGCCUUUAUAAUUGCUUUUAAUAACUUAUUAAUAAGUUAGGAUUUUCUUUUUUGGUCGUGCUCAGCAGCUCUAAUCAACGUUGGCACCUUGCAGGACUAGGUGCUUUAUGAAUACACCCAAAGACAGACACAUCUGCUGACAUCAAGUGCUUCUGUGACUUUUUCUAAUUGCUUCAUUAAUGACUGUUAAAACCUUUUCCAUACCUUCGACAUACUACCCUGAGCUCCUUGAGGGACCAGUGCUCUGAGAAGCCCCAUCAGGAUUUGCGAGUAAAUGAUUCUCUGGCUCAUAGGGCCUAGCACUAUUUGCCUGCACAAUGCUCGUUUUCUCUCUGCUGUGUUUAUCAGCCCAAAUGCAGACAUAGUGUGGAGCAAGCUUGUGACCAAAGGGCAUGUCUAGAGAUUCAGAGAAAUACUGUCUGCGAGCUGCUAGUGGAGAGUGGAGUGUUUUACUGCAGCGAUCUGCAAACAAUCUGUACUUG